AGCAGGGGCGCUAGUUGUCCGUCUCCGUCUCAUUGUUUGUGGCUCACUGUUGCUCUGCACCGCCGGGCGGAGAGAGCGAGCGACGGGUCAGAGGAAAAUGGCGGACGGUGUGGAUCACAUCGACAUCUACGCCGACGUAGAGGAGGAAUUUAGCCAGGAAGCUGACUACCCGGUUCAUGAGCAGAUCGACCUGUAUGAUGAUGUAUUAUCCCCAUCAGCCAACAAUGGUGAUGCUCCAGAAGACCGUGACUACCUGGACACACUGCCUGCACCAGGUGGCACAGAGGGAGGGAAGAGUGCCCAACCCAACGUGGUGUACACCUACACAGGCAAAAGGAUUGCCCUGUACAUAGGAAACCUCACAUGGUGGACGACAGAUGAGGACCUGACAGAAGCCAUCCGGUCGAUAGGCAUCACAGAUGUGAUUGAGAUCAAAUUUUUUGAAAACAGAGCCAAUGGCCAGUCAAAAGGGUUUGCGCUGGUGUGUGUGGGCUCAGAGGCAUCAUCCAGGAAGUUAAUGGAGCUGCUGUCAAAGAGGGAUCUCCAUGGUCAGAAUCCCAUUGUCACACCAUGCAACAAACAGUCCCUCAGUCAGUUUGAGAUGCAGUCACGCAAAAGUACCCAGUCAGGCCAGAUGUCUGGGGAAGGUAAAGCUGGCCCCCCUGGCGCUGGCCUUCGUGGAGGUUUCCCCAUGGGUCGAGGCAGAGGCAGGUUCCCUGGACCACCCGGCCCCGGAGGAGACCGCUUCCCUGGUCCCGUUGGGCCUGGAGGGCCGCCACCACACUUCCCUGGCUCGGGGAUGAGACCAGAUCUGAUUAGGCAUCAAGAUGGCCCUCUGAUGGAUAUGAAUUUCAAUCCCUUCCCGCCGGGGGGCAGGAACGGGAGCUGGCGUGGCAGAGGUGGGAUGCAGGGACCCCCACGUCCCCCUCCCGGUCCACCUGGUCCCCCUGGCCCUCCAGGACCUCCACCUCCUGGCCAGGGCCUCCCCCCUCCCCUCCCUGGUCCUCCAAAUCGUGGUGACAGGCCUCCUCCCCCUGUUCUCUUCCCUGGUCAGUUUGGCCAGCCUCCAAUGGGACCCUUGCCCCCAGGCCCCCCUCCUCCAGGUUACGGCCCUCCCCCUGGUCCCCCACCCCCUCAACAGGGCCCACCACCCCCGGGACCCUUCCCUCCUCGUCCCCCAGGCCCCAUUGGGCCCCCUAUGGCUUUGGCUCCACCUCCACACAUGCCAGGUCCACCACCAGGUGGACCACCACCAGCACCCCAUGUCAACCCUGCCUUCUUCCCCCCACCUGGCAAUAACAACAUGCCCCCCAACGACAGCCGAGGCCCCCCUGGACCAAACGACCCAUACGGACGGCCACCACCAUAUGAAAGAGGGGACUACGGUCCUGGAGGCCGGGAGAUGGAGGCGUCACGGACCCCUCUGAGCGAAGCAGAGUUUGAGGAGAUCAUGAACAGGAACAGAGCCAUCUCCUCCAGCGCCAUAUCUAGAGCGGUGUCUGACGCCAGUGCAGCUGACUACGGCAGUGCUAUAGAGACCUUGGUGACAGCCAUCAGUCUGAUUAAGCAGUCCAAAGUGUCAGCAGAUGACCGCUGUAAGGUCCUCAUCAGUUCCCUGCAGGACUGUCUCCACGGCAUUGAGUCAAAAAGCUAUGGUUCCGCCUCCAGGCGAGAGCGUUCCAGGGAACGAGACCACAGCCGCUCCAGAGAAAAGAGCCGGCGCCACAAGUCCCGCAGUCGCGACCGGCAUGAGGACUAUUACCGAGAACGCAGCCGGGAGCGGGACCGUCAUCGUGAGAGGGACAGGGACCGAGACCGGGAGAGAGAGAGGGAGAGGGAGUACCGACACCGCUAGACGAGAAGGGAGGUAGGCGUAAGCUAACGAGGAUCAAGGAUGAAUGGAAGGAAAAGGAGGAGGAAUUUCAGUGCGCCACCACCUCCCCACCCUGCAUGACCGGACAGGACUACAACCGCCACCUCUUCCUCCAUCUCUCCUCUCCGUCUCCACCCAUCCUUCUCUCUGUCUGUUCAUCUUGUCUGCCUGACUAAGAGCAGUGGAUGGAAGACCCUGACCUGUGUAAGGCUUUGUUAUCCAAACAUCUUCUAUACUCAUGGUAACUAAAGAUGAAAGAAAAGAAACUUUCCAAACAGCUCUUUUAUUUUUAUGAUGUUUUAUUUGACAUGACGACUACGUGUGAUGCUUUUUUUUUUUUUUGCAAAGAAACAAUAAAAAUGGCCCACACAAUCCCCCAACUAGAAGACACAAACAUUGCAUCCUAUUUUUUAUUUUUCCUUGGCUCGCUGUACUGUGUACAUUCAGUUUAGAGAUCAGUUUUUAUAGGGUACAUAUUUGAUGUUUUCUCUCCUCCCCUCCCUCAUUCUCAUUUAUUCUUUUCAUGGUUAGUAUGUUUGUAAAUGUCUCUCUGCUUUUGAUUAAAAACUAGAUGGUGUUGUAAUAAAAAAUGUUUACUGAGGUACUCAAUGCAUUUGGUGAAUUCCUCUACAUGUUUGGCUCAUUUAUAUUAAAUGUAUAUUUUGGACUUCAAACUGUUUUUCAUAUUGAAUUUGUCUAUAUUUAGAUUAUAUUUUUUAGCUGUAUUAGCAGGUGGCUUUAUGUUUUAGAGAAUAGAUCCUUGUCAUUUAGUCCCUUGCUUUGUUUUGUUCUUCAAAUGGAUAAAACUUUUUUGCAAGGUAAGACAAAUUAGAUGAAUGUACAUUUUUGCAAUGUGCAUUGAUGGGUGGAUGGGAAGCUAUGUAGACCUUGAACAAGUUGAAGGUCAACAUGUACCUGCAGCUCUUUGGACAAUUUUGGGCAGCGUGGACCCCACACACACACACACACACACACACACACACACACACACACACAGUAAACCAUAAAGUGCGUAAUACUGUUCGCAAAGUGGUUUCUGUUGUAAGUGCACUGAAUAGCCAUUACCAAUAACUUUUCCAAUCCAAUUUUUCUUCAGUCUUUGUUUUGUUAAUGUGAAAUAUAUUCAUUCUUACACUUAGUAAUACAGGUUAAUUCAGCAGCCAUUGUAGUUACAUCUAACACGGAGUUGGUCAACCUUCAAAUAUCAAUUAAUCCCAAUUUCUUGAAAAUUUGCUAUUUAAAUUAAGUGAUACAUUUUUUGCUCCUAUGUUCCACACUUAACAUGUUUUUGUAUGUACAUUUUUAACACUUUACCCUGUCACCAUAGCUACACUUUUGAACACAUGACCAAAUUAAUAUGCAGUUUAAUUAUGGAAUGUGCACCAUAACACUAAUGUUGUCAUAUGCAGUGCAACAGGUUUUUUUCUUUUAUUCCACCACCCAUCAUGUUCAUGUCUUGCAUUUUUGUUGAAUUAGACUGUGAUUGUCAACACAUUGCGAUACAGGGCUUGUAAUAUUUACAAAUACGCACUGAGUUACAUGUAUCUGUUUUACUGUCUAUCGAUUGAAAUGACAAAUUAUAUUAGUCCUAGAUGUCCUAAUAUUAGACGUUGAACCAUAAGGGCAGACGAGUUAUUAAAUUUCACUACGAAAAAAGAAACCUCAAGGUGCUGCAGCAACAGUAUUUCAUCAGGGGUGUCAUAUUGCUGAUUGUUCCAUUUGUACGCCAAAGGAAUAGGGAUAAAGUGAGAUUAAAAACUAACGUUCUUGCAUGAAUGCAACAAAUGACAAAAUCACUGAUAAACACGGAUUUUAACUUGUUAGCAAACACAACUCCUGUUUAGAUGGUCCACAACACCUCCCUCUAUUGUUUUUUAUCUAAGAAUCCUCUUUUGUGUUGAUUUUUUUGUUUUACUGGAGGUUAUUGAUUUACUUGUCAAGAUGGUUGUGUUUUUGUUUUGUUUUUCAAUCCAUGUCGGUUCCAAUCCAUGACCAUCCCCUGAAAUAUUUCAUCUCCAAAGGUAUUUGAUGAGUUUAAACUGUGGACCCUAACCUCCAUCUAGUCAUUGUAAUGGCUACAGGAAUUGCACUGACCUUUGAUGAAAAGAUGUUAAUCAGACUGUAACCGCAUCCAAACAUUUUUAAAACCCUCACAAUGCUCUUGAAAUGUCUUCCUGUUCUAAGUUUAAGAAGUGCUUUAUGUUUGUGAAUGUUAAUCCCUUUGCUCCCAUAACCCUGUGAACUCUGUAAAAGAGUAAUGAAACAAAUUGUAAAUUGGGUUUUGGUACAAAAAACAAUGAAAAGGUGGGGCAUUUCACACUUAACGGGGAAAAUAGUCUUUAUGCCAGUUCUCUUGAACAGUUCCUUUUAAAAUGUCAAUGCAGUAUAACUCCCCUACACACCAGUGUUUAAUACUUUUGGCUGACUGGACCUCUCCUCGGGAAGUGUGUUAGGAUCAUGCUUGAUUGAAGUCUCUCUCCCUCUUCUGUUGCACCUAUAGAUGCUUUAAAACUUGAUGAAUCUUUCAUGUGCAUUGACUAUUGUGACCUAAGUAAACUCCCUAAACAGUUCCACCCAAUGUCAUCCUGAGCAGAGGUCUAAUCAGCCAGAAUAAGAACAUCUUUGUUCGGAGCUUUCAGCUUUCGGGUGUCACUUUCUAGUUGUUUUGUGCUGACUUCUCUCCACAGUGCUGAAGGUAAGUGUUUUCAGGUCUUCAUCACAGCAGAAGAAGCAGUCGAGAGGAAGUCUGCUGCAUCAAGCCAGAACAACACUUUACCUCACACAAGCAGUUGAAAAGUAUUUUGUGUGUUUUCAGUAUUUGACUUACAUGGUUUAAUGGUAGGAUAAUUUUCACUAUUAAUUUUCUAAUCUUAAGCUACUUUUUCAUCUUUAACAAUAUAAAAUGUUUAGAUAUUUAGCUGUGUGUGACUGUAAACUGGGGGAAACAUAAGUUAAUAUAUAACUGCUCAUUUACAGUUGAUAUGUUUGUAAAUGUAAUUGAUCAUAUCGCUAUGCAGACCUGCCAGUGAAAAGCAGGACUUCUCAGGGCUACAUGACUUUAAAAAGAGUUUUGCAACAGUUAAAGCAAUUAACUCAAUGUUAUUGGUAUCUAUAUUAAUGUCACUUGGGUUUAUAGAUUAAUGGGGUCAAUUUUAGUUAAUCCUGUGCUACUACCAGCAAUGUCUUGUAGUAAUUAAACAUUUCCUGUCAGGGUUAGGCACGUGGUAGCCAAAAUGGUCAUCGGUCUCAAAAAAUAAAACAUUUCUAAAUUCA
This is a messenger RNA of Siniperca chuatsi (mandarin fish), 5146 nucleotides long. It is a transcript of the gene cpsf6, whose product is annotated as cleavage and polyadenylation specific factor 6. Gene Ontology annotation, biological process: mRNA alternative polyadenylation. Lineage: Eukaryota; Metazoa; Chordata; Actinopteri; Centrarchiformes; Sinipercidae. The record is from RefSeq and is a predicted model, not a curated record. Gene Ontology annotation, cellular component: mRNA cleavage and polyadenylation specificity factor complex. Gene Ontology annotation, molecular function: mRNA binding. The transcript has 12 exons. Bases 98 to 1855 code for a protein of 585 amino acids.